AAGAGAGAGUCGUGUGUGAAACACCUGACAUUUACCUGUCUUUCUGUAAUAGCUAUCAUACCAGUGGUUGAGGAUAACUAAUACGGGACCUGCCGUCCGCGUGCCGAGACCAUGCGGCAUCCCUGCAGGUGACCAUGCAUCCCUGCUCACUGACUAUCAAGAAUCUUCAUUUCUUGAUUUUGAUAUUUAGCAUCUUUAAUUUUUGUCAACACCUUAGGGUGAUGACAACGGCGGCUGCUUUUACUGCAAGCAUCAUCUGUAGUAAGAUACCAGGUCUGACACCGGCCCAGCAAAGAUUGUGCCAAGAGAGACCUGAUUUGAUAGUGGCUGUGGGAGACGGUGCCCGAAUGGGUAUAAACGAGUGUCAAAAACAGUUCCGUCACAGAAGGUGGAAUUGCACAGCAAUCGGAAGUUCCUAUGUCUUUGGACACGUUGUAGUCAUUGGUAGCCGGGAAGCUGCUUACACUUAUGCGGUGACGUCAGCUGGAGUGACGUACGCCAUCACGCAGGCCUGCAGUCGUGGCACUUUAUGGCACUGUGGAUGUGACAUAAGCAAAGAUGGUAUGCUAGACCCUGAAGGUGGAUGGAAGUGGGGUGGAUGCAGUGCCGAUGUCCGACACGGCAUGAAAAUGAGUCGCCAGUUCAUGGACGCUCGGGAAAUAGAAGGUGACGAAAGGUCGCUUAUGAACCUUCACAAUAACAGAGCUGGUCGAAAAGCUGUGCUUUUCACCGUACAAACAGAGUGUAAAUGCCAUGGCGUGUCUGGUUCGUGUACGAUGAAAACAUGCUGGCUAACAUUGCCACCAUUCAGUAAGACAGGGGACUAUUUAAUGCGCCGCUACCAAAUAGCAAAGAGAGUCUUUGCCCACUUCGGAGGACCAGCCAAAAAAACAACAAGAAAGACUAGGCCUCUAUUUUUAAGAACUAAGAAGUCCAAAAGGCCGCAUCGCAAACCGAGGCCAAGAGACCUUGUAUACCUUGAAAAAUCUCCAAACUAUUGUGAGGCAGAUCCUAUGAAGGGAUCGACCGGCACUUCGGGUAGACUGUGCAAUCGCACAUCCAGAGGAACGGAUGGAUGCGAUUUAUUGUGUUGUGGUAGAGGUUACAAUACACAUCAAUUUACCAGGACUGCGCAAUGCCGCUGUAAAUUUCAUUGGUGCUGUUACGUGGAUUGUCGCGUGUGCACAGAAAGGACAGAAGUGUAUUCGUGUAAAUGACUCGCACCAUUCAUCCAACUUUAUAAGUGUUUAGAGUUUUGAGUGUCGCGUCGAAAUACGCCAAAAAUUGCAGACAUGACGCUCCCUCUGGAACGAGUAAUUUUCAUUCCAAUCGCUCGA
Molecule: messenger RNA, 1337 nt
Organism: Parasteatoda tepidariorum (common house spider)
Lineage: Eukaryota; Metazoa; Arthropoda; Arachnida; Araneae; Theridiidae
Product: protein Wnt-7b-like
Biological process (GO): multicellular organism development; positive regulation of JNK cascade; neuron differentiation
Cellular component (GO): extracellular region
Molecular function (GO): cytokine activity; frizzled binding
Source: RefSeq, marked provisional